Polyodon spathula (Mississippi paddlefish) is the source of this 1129-nucleotide messenger RNA. RefSeq names its product rho-related GTP-binding protein RhoF-like. NCBI's taxonomy places the organism in Eukaryota, Metazoa, Chordata, Actinopteri, Acipenseriformes, Polyodontidae. The record is from RefSeq and is a predicted model, not a curated record. Gene Ontology annotation, biological process: cell migration; small GTPase-mediated signal transduction. Gene Ontology annotation, molecular function: GTP binding; GTPase activity. The transcript has 5 exons. Bases 327 to 1058 code for a protein of 243 amino acids.
AGCGGUAUGCAAAUGCAGAAGUGUCUUCAUGCAGUGCAGCAUGGGUUAGCUGUCCCUCCUUCCUCUCUCCCUCCUCUUUCUCUUUGCCAUGCUCUGUCUGACGGUGUGAGGCGUGUUCUCAGCUCUCAGAGUACUGCAACAGGUUCCUGUGAGAGCUGCUUAGGCUAACCGCACCAGCACUGUGGUGCACCACUCUUCCGGACUACACUGAAGAAGAAGAAAACAAUUAAAGAAAAAGGCAUGAAAGACUGUGACACUUAUUGCAGUUCAAAUUACAAACUAUAAAGGGCCCAUGUCUUAAACUUUACCACAUGUAAAAGUGACGAAUGUGCUGCCUCUUGGACUUCAAGGACACUGGUAGAGAUUCCUUGACAGCGGUUUUGUUUUCACCUGCUUGUACUGGACUGACUGAAUGCAUCAUGACAGAGGAGAAUGGAGUGGUGACCCGCAAUGGCACAGAGAAGGCGCCAGAGGAGCUGAAGAUAGUGAUCGUCGGGGAUGGAGGCUGUGGCAAGACCUCCCUGCUCAUGGUCUACGCUAAAGGGGAUUUCCCAGAGAAAUACGCUCCCUCCGUGUUUGAGAAGUAUGUUUCCAGUAUCAAAGUCGGGAACAAGGAAAUCAAUUUGAACCUUUACGACACAGCAGGUCAAGAGGACUACGAUAGGCUCCGUCCACUCUCUUACCAGAACGCCAACCUCGUCAUUGUCUGCUAUGAUGUCACCAACCCCACUAGCUUUGACAACGUCUUAAUCAAGUGGUUUCCAGAGGUAAACCACUUCUGUCUUGGAGUCCCCAUCAUCCUCAUCGGCUGCAAGACGGACCAGCGGAAAGACAAGGAGCGCACACGGAAACUCAAAGCAUCCGAUCUGGAGCCCAUUACCUAUCUGCAGGGUGAAGAGAUCGCACAGCAGAUAAACGCUGAGAUGUACUUGGAGUGUUCAGCCAAAUUCAGGGAGAACAUCGAGGACGUUUUUAAGGAAGCCACAAAAACAGCUCUGAGCGCCAUGAAGAAAGCAAAACACCAGAAGAGGAAACGCAGGCAGUGCGUGGUGCUGUGAAACGCCGCGCCUGGAGCUGGGGCAGCGUUCUCCACAGUGUGGGGCAACAGAAUAAAGAGAUUCCUUUUUUU